Amoebophrya sp. A25 is the source of this 6556-nucleotide messenger RNA. The record is from the annotation of a GenBank genome assembly. NCBI's taxonomy places the organism in Eukaryota, Dinophyceae, Syndiniales, Amoebophryaceae.
AGGAGCUGUAUCUGGUCCGAGUAAGUAAGUAAGUAAGUAGUAAGAACUGCAGGAGGUGAAGUGAGUAAGACGAAAUUGAAUAAGUAAGUAAAAGUGUUUGAGUAUGUAACAAGUAGGUACUGCUUCUUAGUAGGUGUGCCGUUCGUCGCAGUUAUGCGUUGUAUUAGACUUUCCCACUCUCUGCAGCUGCAACUCUGUUGAAGGUUGCAGUACUCCCAAAUCAAUGGCGCACAACUUGUUCUUGCCUCUGGGUGAUGCUCUAUUCGGCCAUCAGGACCAGCCGUCGACGCGGCCGCCCGGUGCGUCUUCCCAGGCAAAACAGGGAUCGACUUCGAAGCCGUUGGGAGCGGGAAGUGCAGCUUCAAGCUCUAGCUCAUCCAAGGGCGGCUUCUUGGGCAGCUCUCAAUCUCACGUCGCUUCGUCGAGCGCUUCAUCUUCGAGCAGCAGUGGACUCAUUGGAGUUGCGAGGAUGCAGCUUGGUGGAUCAACAUCAAACUUCACCGACAGCUAUGCAGCAGGAAAAUUCCAGGCAGCAAAAAUCGCUCGAGGUGAGUUUGCGAAUGCAGUGCCACCUCGCAAGGGUCUUGGCCUCAGCAAGGAGGACAAGGCCGACUAUCCUUGGGACGGUAGUGGUUUUGAGAACGACCUCUUACUGGUCGACGACGAGGAGGGUCAGCAGAUGGCGCGAGCUAUAAAACGUGGGCGGGCACGGAAAAAACGGAGGGAGCAGUUUAUUCCUGGCGCGGAAGAGGCCAUUAUCGACGAAAAUUUCACGGCUCUUGCUGAUCACGCCGGGGGAGUAUCAGGCUACAUCUUGCUUGUUUGGACUUUGAGCGAAGUAUUUAAGGCAGUAGAGCUAGAAGUACAGCUACUAGGUCACGACUUCGGUAGUGCAGACUCUUACUUAAGCUUGCAAGUGCUUAAGUUGUACUCGAGUGUCUACCCGGAUGAAAGUGAAAGAAGCCUUCGCGAGGUUCUACUUACUUACUUAAGUAUCUCUUUUGACCCCUCUAUCUUCCCACUGACAGCGACAAGCGACGAUAGCAACACUUGCGCGUGACUUGAAGAUCAAGCGACAAAAUGCGUACCCCAUGGGGGAGAGGAUCUUCAUCGGAUUACUGGGGGAGAAAUUGCAAGAAGAAGGCAAGAAAAAGGUGCUACUCCUCACUUUAGUGCCUUCCCUUGCAUGUUACUAACUCGGGCGCAGUUGCGUACUACUUACUUAUGUGAUGCUCAUACUCGUUCUGACUCGUGCCUGGAUGUGUCAGAAGUCCACCUUUUCAGUUCCUCGGCAAUCGCAGUCGAUCUUAAGAUAGGAAAGUCUUGACUUCUUAGUCAUUUACUUUACCACUCACCUCCUAACAUCAGCGUCGCGGGCGUCUCUUCAUACCGGCCGCUGCGCGAAUUAUCUGGGCUAACCCGAAACUGGAACGCAGGUACUUCGAAGUUUUACUUCGGGGGAUGGCUAUGGCCAAGUCGUAUUUUUCUUCGAAGGAGAGAAAAGACCUGUUCUCCGAUUUCACUGCGGUACGUAUAAAACAAGCGGUCAAGGCUAAAGUUGGCGCGUCUGAGAUGAAGCGGCUGCGAGCGGCUGGCGGUACUUAUAGUAAAGCUUCUCUAAGCGUGUCUGUCUGGCAGUCGAGUACGGCGAACUAUUUAAGUAGCUUGAGCACUCCCUCCUGACCUACACCUACGUACUUUUCAUCUUGUAACCUUGCAUCCAUUUCUGCGUGACAGGAGGACGCAAGGUUAUCGCGCCGGAGAUGCAUGAAGAUCUCUAUGAGAUAUUCUUGCAUCUGAGAUGUAUGGGAGCCAAAACAACUUACGGAAGCGCGUGCUUACUUACUUACUUAUACCAUCUAGACUCGAGACUCUGCCUCAAGUUAGUACUUUUAAGUGCGUAGCAAGUAAAAUUGCGGGCCGGGAAAGGGAUUUGACUGAGGGCAGUUGUUCUUUAUGUUUAUUGGCCUACCGAAGUAGAGAGACAGACUAUAGACUCUGACUCCCAGCCUCUAACAUGUGGUGCAGUUGCUUAUUCGAAUCGGCGCCGCGUUGAGGAGUAUGCGACAGCAGGACGGUUUGCCGGUUCCCACAGUCAAUAGGGACUGGGUUGUUCGGUGGAUGAUUUCGUAUGAGUUAUCCUUGAGGAUACCGAACACGCGGCCAAAGUUGGACGUGGAAAGCCAAGUUAUGCGGUACCUACUUAAGUACGCUCACUUGCUUACUUUUUCUACCAUAAACGCUACACCUAGAGCAUGCUCUUGCUCGUCUUUUCUACUUAAGUAGUAGCACGGUGGCUUACUAUAGUGCUGGAGCUACUUAAUACUUCUGCUAGCUGACUUGUGCGACUGAGCUGCUUUUGUCGCAGAUCAACUUCCUCGCAGGGCGCUAUCUGCAAUCACAAACAGCACGCUCGCGACAUGGAAGACAACCUGGGGGGUCUUGGCGUUGCUUCGUCGACUUGGCUAUCGUGUGACCAUCAGCAACAUAGACGAGAAGCCCGUCUUCAUGAUUAUGAAGAAGACUCCCCUUGAGUAAGUGCAGACCCGAUGAUCUAAGUAGCGGCAAGAUUCUAUACAGUAGCGCGCUGUUGUAUCAGGUAGCGCGUCUAGCUAAGUGCUGUCUCUUAUAGCAUCGGCGCGCAGUCAAGUACUACCAGCAGUCACCUUCUACCUCCCCCCGUUAUUCUAUUUAAGUAGAAGAGCUCUAACCCGCACCAGACGUCAGAAGGGGGCGUUGUUGCCCAGGUGGGAGCCCGUCACGUGCGCAUACUGGAGAAUCACGGGCAGACGCGCAGUCGGUACACUGUCUUAACGCACGUCUCAACCCAGGCGAGCGAAACGCAGCCCCCACCAUACAUUGAAGUGCUUAUGCGUGGCGGGGAGACGGUUGAGAAGAAGCUGCAACGCACGAGGACGAAAGUUGUAAACGAUGGAGAGCUACCUGGCGUCUCUUUGGGUGUGCGCACAGGUCCGAAGGGAUCGUAUGACCGAUCAACUUUUCUGCCGGCCGUGAAGAAAGUCGUGGACUCCGCGCCAAAAGGUGAGAAGUGCGUGACGCUGGUGUUGUUUGAUCAUUUUCGUGGACAUGAAAUCUCUCAGGACGACCUGGUGCCGAUGGGAGCACUCUUCAACUUCAUCGGAGCAGGCAUCACCGACCUGCUUCAGGUUAUGGAAAGAAGUCCUUAGCUAUCAAGCUUUCUUGAGUUAAGUAGUAUAAGUCGACUCAUUUCUUCUACGCUCUGUUGCGUGGGUGUGUAGUAGAACUUAUUAAGAAUAAGAAGAGAGCUGGAAAGGCCACAAGAAUAGAAACAUCAACAAGCUUGGCCUGAUCAUUAAGUGUGUAGCACUUACUUAGGUGAGUGCUCACCAGUCAGCUACUUAGAUAUGGAGUUGCGCUUCCUCCUUCUUGUGAUGUAGUUGCAGUCCUUGACGCCUCUUCUUCUAAUGAGCUGAAUGACUCGCAUCUACAUGGUGACUUCUCUCGCGAGUACAAACUAGAGGAGGGGAUCUCAGACGCGGCUCAUUUUCUGAGCAUAGAAAAUGUGGGAGAGGCGCGGGCGCCAAUAACUACUAGGGAGGACGCCUUGCGGAGCGUUUGCCGAGUGUGGAAGCGUUUGGUGCAUCAGAAGUAUUAUGAUAGGAUUGAUAUUGAAGGCAGUUCUAAGUAAGUAAUUGUAAGUACUUAAGUACUCUGCUGGCAUGAUAAGAUUGACAUUGAAAGCGUUGGGUGCUUAGAAGUGGCCUCCUUAUCUGCGAUCGGAGUCAUAUCUGCGUCUGAUCUCUUGUGCUUCGUCUCUAACAACGCGCUCGAGGAUUCAGGGAAAAUGGGAUGGAACCUGGUGCGCGUGAUGAUGAGAUUAGAACCGCCCUUCGAGAGUGGUGGAUCCGAAGCGCCGCGAUCAGAAGCAAGAUUGUCGCUGAGGCUGAACAACGGGCAGACGAACUUGCACAGCAAGACAAGUCGAGAGAUGACAUCAUCCGCGUUUGUAUUGCGGAAUACCAUGAGAAGUACAAGCCGGAGGGUGACAUCGGUUGCGACAUCGACCGCAUACUCGAAAAUCACUACGAUGGAUGGGUCGAAGCGCGAAAGCAGCGCGCCUUAGAGCGCCGCCAAGCAAAGUUGGCGCGAAGGGCGAGCGCUGAGCUAGAUUUAGAUGGACAGCCUGGCGGAUUGUCUUCUAGCUCCUCAAGCGGGAGCUCCUCGUCGUCCAGUGAGGAUUUCCAGAGCGGGAGUGAUGACGAUGACUUCGAUGACGCUGCGGGCGUGGUGUCUUCAACUUCAUUAGUGAAGCCUGUUCUCGACUCCUUCGCGAUCGCGGGGGAAAGGAGCUCGUGUCCAACGGCUGGAAGUAUUUGGCUGGAGCAGAGCAUUGCAGAUGGAAACAGGAACAGCGAGCCUACUACGCGACAUGAGAAGCUGGGAGUGGUGGUGGCCAGGCUGCGCGAGCUUGGCGAGCAUGGGCACGCUGAUGCGAUCUUGCGUAAGGCAAGAAUGGCUGAAAAAACUGCAGUAGCAGCAGCAGAUGCGCGUGAGGCCGGAGGUGGUCUUGCUCUAGACGCUGAAGACCAGGGUGGGAAUGAGGCUGGGGACGGUGAGCAGAGAGCGCAGUCGCAUAGAGGAAAAGGAACUGCGUAUGCGCGCCUCAUGGAGUCGUUAAAAAGUUCGACUGCUGUGCGAGAUGCCGCCCAAAAGCGCAUGGAGGAGCGCGCUGAGCAGGUAAGGUUCGAAGGAUACUACAAUCGAUUCAAGUCAAAGCGGGACGACGACAACAACAAGAAGGCGCUGGUCUUCACGUCAAACAACUUCAAGAGCGUGCAGAAUCUUGAAGACACGCUCGUGCAUCUUCUCCAGAUGGGGCCUGGCAGUAAACUUGGCAGGCAGGUGGCGCAGUACAUGGCCGACGUUGUAAAACGUGAGAAAGCAAAGGCACAGCUGAAGCGAACCGGGGAUGGGACGAAUCUCCCCCACCACUGCUUCUUGGUGGAUCGUCAUUUACAUCCGAUAGAAGUAGCGGACUUCUCGCAGUUUUGUUCAAAUGUCUGCAAUGCCCUCCACGGGAAACUGCGGACUAUGGGAGUCGGGUCACUGGAACGUGCUCACUUUAUCGAAAAGAUCGUCCGGAGUCUGUUGUCGUGGCAGGCGAAUUAUGCCCAGCGGGGCGGCAGAGCUAUGCCUGUAAAUCCGCUUGCUGCGAGACAUGAAACCACAAAAGCGCCUGGGCGUAAGCCGGUACUAAGGCUAUUCUCACCCCUCUUUGGCGAUCUACUUAUAAGUACUUAAAAGGAAGCGUAAGUAGUCUGAUUAUGAUUGGGCAAUAAGUAAGUAGCAUAGUUCGUCCUCAUUUAUUAAGUACCUGCUUACUUAUCUUUCUACGGUAGUACUAAGUGUAAGUAGUAUAGGUCUGCAGCUGCACUCGGUAGCACAAUCUCAACGCCAGCAGGUCAAUCCCGCUGCACCCGUGACGCUCCUCAAGAGUGGCGGAAGCGUGGGUAACGUGGCGGCGGCUUCUUCGUCAAAGCCAACAGUGUCUGCAGCUUCUUCGGCGUCUCGACCUCGACAGAUCCAACAGUCACAAGCAAAGCCACAAGCAGUCCCCGCGCGCGCAGCUGCGUCGAGCUCAAGCACAUCCGCUUCCAGCUCCAGCCGGAUACUGAUGGGCGCAAAAGGGAUGGGCAAAGGAGUUGCGUCAUUCGGCUCGGCAGUAGCAGUUCCGCCGAGUAAUAGUAGGCGUCCAUGCGAUUUGCCCGAACCUGCGGCAAAAAAACAAAGAGUGGAGGAGGGCGCGAAGAAAGCGACGCACUCCAAGCCCGGCGUCUAGGUAGUAGUAGGGGUAGUUGGUGGGCAGUCUCGAGGAUGGCAGAGGAAGACUGUCGUGUCUAGGGGAGUUUCAGGAGCUGGAUUCUGUCGGCUAAGUAGUAAGAGCUUACUUACUUACUUAGAUAUCUUGUUCUUGUUCUUAUUCGGUUGUACUUGUAGAUGUAGAGGCAGGAGAUCGAGCGCAGCUUACUUAAACUUAAAGUAAGUACUUAUUUGGAUCUUUAACAUGCCUCCAAUACGGAGUGAUCUAGUGAUAUCACACUCGUGCGACUUGUCUGUUUAGGUGCCAAAUGGCGCGGACUCUAUAGCUGAACUAUACGCUUUCACAGUAAACAUCAACUCGUCUCACUUCCAGACCCAUUUCCUAACUGUGUUACCAAAGGGGUUGCUCUCAGGUAACUACUCUAGAGCUUGGCUUCCAUUGAGCUCGUUACUUUUUCAUACAGAAUCUGCUCCAUGUCCAUCGCCAAGCCCAUGCUAGCUUCUCACUGAGCUGGCAGUAAGUAACCGUGGCGAGAAAGAUAGGCAACCCAUUAAGUACUUAACUGCUAUCAAGAUCAACGUCAAGCAUUCGCUAAAAUUAGCUGAACUCGGACUGGGGCGCCCAUUAGAUGCAAAGUAAGUAAGUGCGUGCUUCUCUAAGUAACUAAGUAAGUAAGUACUUAAGUCGAAGAGUGAAACUAAAAGUGUCGGGGUAAAAGAUCAAAGUGAAAGUGCAUUAUAAUUCGAGUUUUUU